Amblyraja radiata (thorny skate) is the source of this 8325-nucleotide messenger RNA. RefSeq names its product slingshot protein phosphatase 1b (gene ssh1b). Bases 137 to 4048 code for a protein of 1303 amino acids. The transcript has 15 exons. Lineage: Eukaryota; Metazoa; Chordata; Chondrichthyes; Rajiformes; Rajidae. Gene Ontology annotation, biological process: protein dephosphorylation; negative regulation of actin filament polymerization. The record is from RefSeq and is a predicted model, not a curated record. Gene Ontology annotation, molecular function: actin binding; phosphatase activity.
UGCGAGGAGGCUCCAGAGGCGCAGGGAGGGAGGGAGGCGGUUAGCGGUUCGGCCGUCCGUCCGUCGGUCGGUCGGUCGGUCGCGGGCCUCGGCCGAACCCGAGCCCCUCUCCUCUCCUCUCGAAAAGGCCACCAGGAUGGCCCUGGUCACGGUGCAGCGUUCUCCCACUCCAAGCGCUUCCUCCAGUCCCAGCGUGUCGGAAGUUGGAAGUGAUGAUGAUCACAGAGCACAACAGAGUCUCAGUGACAGUUUCUUCACGGUUAAGGGUGCAGCACUUUUUUUACAACAGGGAAGCAGCUCACAGGUAUCACGAUGUCACCAUCACCAUAAAUAUGCAGCAGGAGAUUUACAGUUACACCUUCAAGUGAUGAUCAAUCAUCUCCGUCCUGAAGACAGGAUCAAGCUGGCAGUACGUCUGGAAAGCAUGUCAGCUGAUCGAAUCCGAUAUAUGGUGGUUGUGUAUACUAAUGGACACCAGGAUACAGAGGAGAAUGUUCUGCUGGGAAUUGAUUUUGCAAGCAAAGAAAGCAAUAUUUGCACAAUAGGAAUGACCCUUCCUCUCUGGAGUGAUACAAAAAUUCAUUUAGAUGGAGACGGUGGGUUCAGUGUGAGUUCAGCAGACCGUAUUCUUAUCUUCAAGCCAGUCUCCGUACAAGCCAUGUGGUCAGCAUUACAGAUUCUCCACAAAUCCUGCGAAAUGGCUCGUAGGUACAAUUAUUAUCCAUCAGGAAUGGCUUUGACUUGGGCUAGUUACUACGAGAGCGGCAUUAACUCGGAACAGAGUUGUAUUAAUGAAUGGAAUACAAUGCAAGACCUACAGUCCAUGCGGGCUGACUCACCCCCGAUGUUUGUUGACAAACCAACGGAGAGUGAGCUAACGGAGCGAUUGAUAAGAAACAAAUUAAGAUAUAUAAUGAUGAGUAAAGAUUUGGAAAAUGUCACUUCCAAAGAAAUUCGAAAUGAAUUAGAACAACAAAUGAAUUGCAAUCUGAAAGAAUACAAAGGAUUUAUUGAUAAUGAAAUGCUCAUCAUUUUAGGACAAAUGGAUAAAGCUUCCCUAAUAUUUGAUCAUCUUUAUUUGGGUUCAGAGUGGAAUGCUUCAAAUUUGGAAGAGCUUCAGGCAACAGGCGUUGGGUAUAUCUUAAAUGUAACCAGAGAAAUUGACAACUUCUUUCCCGGAUUGUUCUGUUACCACAAUAUACGGGUGUUUGAUGAGGAUUCUACAGACUUAUUGGCCUAUUGGAAUGACACAUAUAACUUCAUAACAAAAGCCAAGAAAAAUCAUUCUAAAUGCCUGGUGCAUUGCAAAAUGGGUGUCAGUCGGUCUGCAUCAACUGUCAUUGCAUAUGCAAUGAAGGAAUUCAGGUGGUCACUUGAAAAGGCCUACAAAUAUGUGAAAGAGAAACGAAGUGUCGCACAGCCAAAUGCAGGGUUCAUGAAGCAGCUUGCAGAAUAUGAAGGCAUUUUAGAUGCUAGUAAACAUCGACAUAAUAGUUUGUGGCGUCGUAAUUCUGAGAGUGACCUGCAGGAAACUGUGAGGGAUCCAUUGUUCAAGAGCACCAGAAUAUCUACUCAACAAGACGUGAGCAGCGGCAACAAAGGAAUUCAACACAGAUAUGGAAAGCAGAAAUAUAAUGGUACUGAAAAAACUCAGAAUUCAAUAGCAGCCAACAAAAAUAAAAGUGAACAAAAUAAUUCGAAUUGCUACUUCAGAUGUCUGUCAGAUCCCAGUGUGGACAGUGCCUACAUUAAACAGCAGAGGGAGCAGGAUGAAUAUUCAAUCCAAGUAGAUGAUGUGGAAAGAGAUGCAAUUCAGAUGAACAACAGAGAUUUCAGAUGCACAGAUGGUUUCUGUGACACUGGGGAAUUUGUGUCAUCUCAACUUCGUGAUACUUUUGAAUGUGAAGAAAAAGUACAAAGUCAGCAAGGAAAUACUUACUUGAUGUUUACAGCAGUAGCGGAGUCAGAAGAAGAAAAUGAAAAUACACUGGACGCUGAUGGUGAUCGAAUAGUACUUGAUGAACCUAACAUAGAACGUGAUCUAGAGGCCGAUUCAAACCUUACAAACAUACAGGAGCCAGGAAUAACAGUAAUAACUGUUGAAAAUCAACUUGAUAAAGACAAUGUGAACAAUAACAACAACAACACCACAGGAUUUUCUUUGCAAGUGGAUGAAGAUGUCACUAAUGAAAUUCCCAACUCUGUGAAAUCCAUUAAUAAACUUACUUCGGGCUGCUCAGACUCCAUAAAUAAACUUGUAUGUGAGGAACUCGCAGAUCAUUCUGAAAACUUGUAUCCAGCACAAAAAUAUGGCACAAGCAUCACAGAUACGCGACUGAUCGAGUCCCAACCUUCAGGAUUUAUAUCAAAUGUACCUUCAGUUGUGUCAGCGAUGGAUACACUAUAUGGACAUCCCAACGAAGCAAGACUGUCACCUCACAAUUCCAGUUCUGAUGCCAUUUAUGCAAUUGAAACAUUGCAAUUCCACGAAACUGCAGAAGCGGAAUUAGUUUUAAGCGCAACGUGUGAAGAGCAAGGAGAGCAACAGGAAACAAAAGGGAUGUAUCCCAGCUGCAAAAAUGAAGUGGAUGACUGCCGAGCUGAAAGUUUUGCUCUCGACAUGAUGGCUUCACAAUCUGGAGGGUGCCAGGGUUUGAAACAAUCAUCAGUCAUAAAUUCAUGUAGCCAUCACUCUCAGAAAUGUUUUUUAAUAGAUUCAUCUAUUCAUACAGGUUCCAAGGUUGACAGACAAACAGACUAUGAAUUAAAUAUGUUAAAUAGUAAUUACUUAUCUUUAGGAAAUGAACAGGAUAACAUUACUGAGAACAUUAAGUCUACAUUUUCUUUGCCAUCCAGUAGACAAUCAACAGAGGAUAAUCAAGAAACAGCACCUAGUUAUAAUGUUGAGACUCUGAAUAGUAUGCCUAUGAAAGACUUAGGAAAGCUUGUAUCUAACCAGGGGAAAGAAACAUCAAAAGUCCAAAGCUACUUAAUGCAACAUCAAGAAUCUAUCCUUCAGCUUCAGACGGCUGGACUGGUAAGGAAACAUACCAAAGAGUUGGAAAGAUUAGCUGUAAGGUCUCCAAGCAAACAAGUACAGAGAUGUAACUCUCAAAAUCAGAAAGCUAUAUUUGCACAUGGAGACUGCCUGGAUAUUAUUAUGCAUGAACCAGUGGUAGAUGUACAGGAUCAAGCCCAGGCUUGUGAGAAUAUGGAGUAUGAUAUGUUGCCUGAGGCCAUCAGUGAUGGCUCUAAUUUCAUGGCUGGUAUAUACCAGAAAACAUCCACGCCUUAUGUAAGUAAUAGAAGUGGUUCAGGUUUUCUCACAAAGGAGCGUUUGCAGAAAAUCUAUGCAACACUAUUUUCAUCUCCUCAUUCUUCUAGCUUGACCCGUAGCUCCAGCAGCGACAGCCUUCACAGUGUUCAGGGUCAACCAGGUCUGGUUGAACUGCGAACACAAGAAAUUGAAGCCAGGAUGCAUCAGACCGGACUGACUAUUUGUUCAGAGAUGAAGCGAUCUCAUUCUCUUGCCAAACUUGAAAGCUUGAACUUGGCUUCUGAGGAUCUGUCAGCUGGGGAGAAAAAUGAUGAAAUGCUUCUCAGUUCAAGUCAUGCCAAACGAACAGAGGGUUGUUUCUUGCCAAGUGUUGUUGAGAAAAUGAGGCAGGAAAGAAGUCUCUGUGAGGAAACAGAUAUGCAAAGACAACAUGGUUUCUUCCAGAAGCCACUAAAUGAAUCAAUGGGAACUUCCAAUUCUGCAUUGGAGUAUACAGGCUGUAAAUUGGCUGAAAUUCAGUGCACAUAUCAGUUUGAACAUUCUUCUCUGUCUCCUCCCAAAUAUAAUGUUGGUAAUCCAGAGAUAACGCAGCAGUGUAUGGACUUUAUCUCAAUUCCUUCUUUUGGACUAGGCCAGUACCAAACCCAGAGUUACAAUGAUCUCUAUUCCUUGGUUUCUCAUGAACAGUAUGUACGAAUACAUUCCAUCAGGAAGCUCAGAAAAACUUGUGAAACAAAUCGAAGCAGCAGUUCAUUCUACCAUACCAUGUGAUUCCUUGGCGAAGUAAUGCAUUCCAAUCUCUCCUUAAAUGUAUGAACCUCCAGCCAAAAAUAUUUUAAGUUAUAGCCUGUGUUGUACAAUCUCUUGAAACGGCUGAAAAUUAUUCAUAAACAUGUUGCCAAAUACAGCUGGUUGCCUGCUGAAUAGUUUGCUUCUCGAGAUUGACUGCAAAAUCUGAGGUUGUAUUUUUCAUUUGAAAUGAAAUGCCACGCUUUGUAACUUCAUAUGGUUUCUAAUUUUUAUAUAAAAAGACAAAAUAUAAAUUCCGUUGAAAGUAUUGAUAUUAACUUGAAGGUUCCUUCGACAUACGGCCUGGAAGCUAACUUAUAUUCCUGCCAACAGAAGGUUAAAAUAGAAAAUCAUGUAAAUAUGGCAAUAACUUUACAAAUUGCAAUUAACAUACAUGAUUGUUCCUUAAAACCUGCAGGAUACACAAUUGUUAUUACCAUUUUUUGGUUGGGUGGAAUAAAUGAUAUCUAUUUUCUGCAAAUGCUGUUGAUUUUGAGGUCAAAAUAGAGCUUAUUCUAUAAAGAUAGCAAUUGGCCAUCCUACCCAAAUAAAGACAGAUUGAGAAAGGCUUCUUUUUGGAAUCACUUCUGAAAAUAAUUUCUUUCCCAUGACUUGCGUUAAACUGAAGUACUAAAUGAAGUUCUGUGUAAACAGAAAAGCCUUUCACUGAGAUAGUCGGUAAAAAUAUUUACAAAAGUGAUCUUGGUUGGCAACAAAUAUGCUUCAAUUAUUUGUAUGUUCUUAUUUCCUGCUAAUUCCUAUCAUGAAAUUAUGAUCUCUCCAUUCUGUCGCAGAUCUUAAUGCAAUUAUAAUGCCUGUAGCUGUCUGUUCAUAUUUAACAUUAACCACUGAAUUUAUGCGUUAUAUUUUCCUGUAAUCUGACCUAUUGUAUUGUGUAUGUAAGUAAUUUUACUAUUUCCCACUUAUUUGCUCUUUGUCUGGCUUGCCAAUCAUGUGCAUCCCCUCUAUUUCAACUGAAUUGACAACAUUUCCGUUUCUAUCUAUACAUCAGCAUUCAGUGUGUAUUUGAGAAUUUGUUUCUGUGCCUAGGCCCCAGCUCUAUUAUGUUUGAGGAGUUUUCAUGCAAAGCUGAGGCCCCUUGGUCGUCAAACAGCAUGCAAGCUUGUCCUGUUUUAUAGUUAUUGACUUAAGUCAAACCUUGCUGUUAUUACAUGCAAUAAAACUUGAGGAAAUUAUUUAUUUUUUUAAGUUAGUCCCUGUUUCUAUGAAACUAAAAAACUUAAUGGUCUUGCCAUUAAGAUAUUAAUCUUUGUCUCUUGAAUUCAUUGAACAAUGGUUAAUUUAGGAAGCUCCAUCACAAUGCAUCUGGAGAAUUGUAAGUCCCUGGAGUGAUGCUGCCAAUAUCAUAAUUACUGGACUACACAGCAGAUUAUCCCAAAUGUGAAUCUUUGCAAAAUGAAUUGACCUUGGCAAUGGUAUCUGAAAGUAUGCUGCAAUCCGUGCCAUUUACUAAAGGUAAGAACAUUAUCCAGGAUUCCUGCUGUGAACCAGUGGCUUGAUUCAGCCAAGGACAUAAUCUAGUUUGGCUAUGAUAUCUCUGGAGGAUUGUGAAAUUUAAUAGCUUGGUUAAAAGAUGAAAAAGGACCACCUGAAAGUCCGUUAUGUGUGGUUGCCCAGAAUCAACAAAAUAUAAAGUGAAACCAACUUCAAAGCUGGAAAGUUAAAAACAGAAAAUGCUGGAAAAAUUAAACAGUAAGGCAACAUCUGUGGAGAGAGAAAUUGUUAACAUUUCAGAUUGGUGUCUAUUCGAUUCCAACAAAAAGUUAUCGACCUGAAACGUUAACUUAUUUUCUUUCUACAUGGGUGCAUUAGGUAUUUCCAGCAUUUCUAACAUCAGUGAAGUGUAACAUGGCAUGAUUCAAUUAUUUCAGAAGAGUGAUGAGAAGAAAAAGGAAGUUGGUUGCAAAAGAAACGUAUUGGUUUUAUUCCAUUUACUAAAAGAUACAAAUAAGGUCAAAAAUCAUGUUAUUGUGUUUCAUUAUCAUAAUGGUGGAUCUAUUUUUUUUCCUGUUGUCUUAAAAUUCUACUCUUUUAGUAGAGAUAAAUUAUGUUGUAUAUUUCCUUUUCAUCUUUACUUAUAGUAGGCAUGGGUUAAUUUUCAUUCUGUAUGAAAUGUCUCCAUUGAAAGUUCUAUGUGCAGGAAGCAAGAAGUGAUUUACUACAGAAAUCCCAAAUAAGAUUGCAUCAAGUACUUCUAGUUUAAAGGGAAAUCUUUCCAAAUCCUGCGUGGUUCAGAUCAAUGCGUAUCCUUUCUUUUCCUUCAUAUAUGGUCUGCUAAUAGAAAUUAUCCUCCUCCACUUAAUAUCGGUAACUUCAGUUUCACUCUGAUUUCAGUCACUGCACUAUUAGAUGUUUACAUUUCUGAGGAUGAUAGUGGAAUCCAUUAACUCUGCUUUGACAGUGUUGAUGCUGAGGUAUAGAUCUUAGGAAUGUUAAUCGGAAUAUUCAUUGCGCUCCAGUUAAAAAAUACUGAAUUAUGAAAAGACACGGAUUAGACAAUUUAUUACUCGAUCCUUAAUUAUCUGUGUAUUGUUUUUGCCAAAUUCAAAAAAACAUAGCCGAUCGGUUUAAUUGCUGUUAAUAGGCAAUAAUAUUAAUUUCCAGAUCAGGAAGGGAAAAAUAACUAUUUUGAGCUCAGUUUAUUGAUUUUUGAAGCAUUGAAAAUCAACAAGUGAACUCAAAUGAUUGUAUCUCCUUUCUAAAGUUCCUGCUCACAUAAUGUGCACUCAGAUGUAGGUGUUAUUUCCAUUAAUAUUGCAAAAUGUAAUUGAUAAGUAAAAGAUAAGGCUCAAAGCUUAUGCUUUGUGGGGGAAAUGAAGCAAUGGGAUUUGGCACACAGUAUGGCUCUAGUAUUUUGUGAAUCAGGAGAAUUCUAAAUGUUUAUACCUAAAGUCACAAAAGAUUUGUAAUUUAAAUGUUGCAAAAAUAACUCUUAACAAAUGAAAAUCCAAUAUUAGAGAUAUUUUUAGCUCUGUAGAACAUGAUUUAUAUUCUAUUACAUCUUUGAUGAAAUUCCACCUUUUAUAAAUUAGUAGAAUAUUAAAAUAGAUUCUUCUCAUUUAAAAAAGAACAGAAAGAUUAAACAUAGUCUUUAAACAAUUAACAGCAACAUUUCAGAUUCAAUUAUAUUCAUGGAGCCUGAGCCAACAUUUAAAAGAAUACAAUUAAAUAAACUAAAGUACUCUUACCUAUAUAUGUGGGAGUAAAUUUGUAGCAAAAUAGCAGAAAUAUCUAAGACUGGUGCAAGCAAUUUCACCUCAUUAUGUCAGACUGCAAGCUGUGAUAAGUAUUUGAGAUAAAAUAUGUGCAGUUUCCUAUUACUAUACGAGUGGCUAUUAAAUAUUACUAAGGAAAUUGUUUUUUUUAAAUUAACGACUGUAUUGAUAUUUUCAUCUGGAGCUUGUGUACUUGGAUUUUUAGACUCAAAAUUAUUUUGAUUUAUUUUGUCUUUGUAAAUGUGAUAUUCUCCCUGAAUCUAAGAAAACUAGAAUUGCCGCUUCCUCUUGCUUCUCAUCCUUCUUGCAUGCAUAUUCUGUGUUAAACUUGCUAUUGAUUGUUUCCUAUAACUUGAAUUACUGAUUAUUUGUUAUUUUCUGUCUAUGGAAGACAUUAAAUGGUUGAAAGUGACCAAUUCUGGCCUAAUGUAGGAAAGUUUGGACUUCGUAAUAUAGUUCUGACUUUCAACUAUAAUUUGUAUUGCCUUUUGCACUUAAAGUUUGGUGCCAUAUUUGAUCCCACACAUAAUUACCUACCUUGCACCUACAAAUCUUGGAGGGGUUCAUUUAAGAGUUUAGUUUAGUGUCAAAUUAUAGAGAGGAUCACUGGGAGAAACAUUUUUAAAUGUGGUGAUCUGGAGUAGAAACUCUGCUAUAACUUUGUUUUAUGAAAAUGCUGCUUAACAUGUUUUUGGUUACCUUGUACAGAUAUACUUCAGUGCCUUUAAUUUAGUGAAUACUGUAUGUGUGAUGAUUGUUGGGUGAAAGCAUGCUUGUACACACGUACUGUCCAGGUUGAAUGUUUAAUGUCGAAAAGGUCUGUCUCCAAUGGUUGUAAUCACAAAAACAAGUAUUUGUUGCAUGUUCCAGCUUUUUUUUCCCCCAAAGUUUUCAGUUUUGUUAUUUAAAAGUACUUUUUUUACUGUGAAUCCAGAGGUAGCUGUAUGCAUAGUGCACUUUUUAACAUCUGUUGACAUGUACUGUACAAGUGUAUGUUGGAAAUAAAUGUAAAUUUUCAAUAAA